Molecule: messenger RNA, 2376 nt
Organism: Porites lobata
Lineage: Eukaryota; Metazoa; Cnidaria; Anthozoa; Scleractinia; Poritidae
Source: the annotation of a GenBank genome assembly
AUACAGGUUAUUCACCAGGACCAGGAGAACGAACAUUUGUUGGCUGGCAAAGCGAAGUUUGCAAAGAACGCGAGACCUCGUGCUGCUCUAGGCGACUUAGCAAACAAGCCUACAGCUUUCGCGAACAAGGUAAGGCUAACUGUGGAGGCUUAGUUUAUAAAUUUGUCUGGAAAUGUCCAUCAAGCUUGCGCUUAUAUUUCGAAUUCAACGUUCGACUUUAAAAUACGAUGAUUUUACCUGUUUUUGUAACUAAAAUUUCUUUGCUUUUAGGGCGCUGCCAUCAAACCCAGAAAACCUUUACACAGAUCAGAUGCGAGCACUGCCUUGGUUUCCAAGCAAGCGAAGGAAAAUGACGCUAAAAGCAAACAAAAAACAAUCGACGUGGACGUCCUAGGAGAAGCGUUGGAGUCGUGUGUAAUCUCUAAACCUCCAAAUGUCGAAGACAUUGAUAAAGACGACCAUGGAAACCCGCAAUUAUGUGCUGAAUACGUGCAAGACAUUUACAACUACAUGCGCAAACUUGAGGUGAGGAUGGUAGGAAUUUUGUCGCUAGCUUUAAAGUUUUCAAUAAGCUCUUUUGCAAAACGUGUUGCAAUUUGCUAAAAAAGCGAUAAUGGAUUUGCACAUACUCGUUAAAAUGAAAGAGCAGCAAAGAGUUGUUGUGAGGGUGAAAUAAGCUUGCUAUCCUUCCCUAGUCAAACAUCGUUAUUAGUUAUGCUGUGCUUCUGCUAACUGCAGAGCUUACAGCAAAUGCACUACCGCCAGUGUAUUGUAAACCUUCUAUAUUUUCGCUAUGAACUUGUAUAUUCACUUUAAUUAUUUAAUUUUUACAGAACGAAUUUCACGUCUCGCCAACCUACAUGAGCCAGAGAACAGUAAUCAAUGAGAGAAUGAGAGCUAUCCUGGUCGACUGGCUAGUGCAGGUGCAUCUACGUUUUCGGCUUUUACAGGAAACUCUCUUCACCACAAUCUCCAUCCUGGAUAGAUUUCUUUCUGUAAGUAGUGUUCAUGAAUUUUCUCAGUCUGAAGUCUUCUAGUUAAAUAUUAUUCAUGCAUUUGAUUAUAUAUAUGGAGAGACUUGCAUGUUAGAAAUUUUUAAAUUAUUAUAAUUAUACUUAAAAUAACUAUUAUACUAUAAUUAUUUUAUCUAUUAAUUUCAAGUUGUUUUCUUGCAUGCAGGUUUAUGACUGCAGUAAGGCAGAUCUUCAGCUUGUUGGUGUCAGUGCCAUGCUUUUAGCCUCCAAAUACGAGGAGAUGUAUGCACCAGAAAUUGGUGACUUUGUCUACAUCACAGACAAUACAUACAGCAAAGCUGAAAUCAGAAAGAUGGAAGCUAAAAUUUUCAAGACUCUUAACUUCAGUGUAGGAAAACCUCUUUGCCUUCAUUUUUUGAGGCGAAAUUCUAAAGCUGGAGAGGUAUAGUGUUAAAAAUUACUUUGCAGGGUAUUGAAACUAUGAUGAGCACUGGACAAUAAAUAUCAUUUAUUAAAUAUCAUAAAUAUCAUCAUUAAGUGACAGUGUUCCCAUGGUCCACCAGGGAAAUGCAAUCUAUUUGAAAUAGCAGGCUAAAAGAAUGGGGGAUUAAGCUUACAGAGGGUCAGGAAAGGCUCUAUUUUCCUUGGAAAGUCAGGGAAUUAUUUUCAUUGUCAGGCAACCACAGAUUUUGUGAAACUUGACUCUGUAAAUUAUAUCAUUAUAUGGAAAAAUUGAAUUAAUUAGUCGUAGGAAGUCACAAUAGCUUAUAAAAUGGAUGAGUACAGGACAAUAAAUAUUUUUAAAUAUCAUGAAUAGAUAUCAUUAAGUGUCAAACACUGUUCCUCUGGUCCACUAGGUAAAUGCAAUCUAUUUGAAAUAGUGGGCUGAAAGAAUGGGGGAUUAAGUUUGCAGAAGGUCAGGAAAGGUUCUAUUUCCCUUGGAAAGUCAGAAAAUUAUUUUUAUUGUCAGGCAACCACAGAUUUUGUGAAACUUGACUCUAUAAAUAUCAUAAUAUGGAAAAUUAUUGAGUUAAUUAGUUGUAGGAAGUCACGAUAGCUUAUAAAAUGGCUGAAAGUUUUGCCUGUAUAUCCUUUUUAGGUUAAUGCAGCAAAGCACACCUUGGCAAAAUAUUUCAUGGAACUAACCCUCAUUGAUUAUUCAUGCGUUAAGUUCCUGCCAUCUGAGAUUGCUGCAGCAUCACUGUAUCUCGCAAUGAAAGUGGAUGGUGAUUUCGAGUGGACUCCAACCUUGGAAUACUACAGUUCAUACUCCAAAAGUAAACUUCUACCUUGUGCCAGACAAAUUUCUCUUCUUAUCACAAAGACUCUGGAUGGAACUGCCAAACAAGUGGUUAGUGACUUUUUGCAUGUACAGAAGACCAUGAAUGACUGUUGUUAUUAA